GACCAUAACAAUAUUGUUGAAGUUUCAACACUUCAUAUAGAUACCUAAUAUUAAUUAUGGAACAAUUUCGAGAUUCAAUUCCAUUUUCAAUGAAUUGCGAAGAAAUUUUAAAACGACUUUGUAAAAUUAUCCUAAUUCAGUGUCAACAAAGGCAUGACUUGUUGCCUAAAAUGAAACACGAAUUCAGUGAUCGAAUUGAAUCUAAUAGAAAAUUGGAAAAAGUCAAAAAUAUUGAAGAUUUGUUUGCAAUAAUUAUUCGUAAAAGUUUAUGGCCAACAUCAAGCUCAAAUCAAGAACAGAUGGAAUCGCUGAAAAUAUUUUCUGAAAAAAUAUCAAACAACGAGUUCUCCCAGCUUUUAGCGAUUUAUCAACGAUUAAUGUUAGAAUCAACACAAGAUGUUAGAAAUAACAAAUAUGCUGACAGAAGAAGAAGCAAACAAAUUAGCGAUGAACAAAUUUCAUCAGCACCAUCAGCUGUUGAUUCAAGCGAAAAUGAAAGGAGAAAAAGAAUUUUUCGUGUCAUUGCCAAUAACUUAUCUAUAAAAGAUGAAUUCAAGAAAAUAACCAGAUAUCUGAUGUUUCCGGAUAAUCAAAUUGAUGAAAUUCUAAUACGACAUCAGGAUUCAAGAGCUAAUAUUAUUAUUUUCCUCGAUCAAUAUGAAAGACAAUACAAAUCUUAUGACAUGUUACUUAAAGCAUUGAGAUGGAGAAAAUCAAAAGAAAUAUUAAAAAUGCAGAAAUACGAAAAACUCGAAAAGAUUGGUGAAGGCACGUAUGGAACAGUAUUUAAAGGAAAGAAUAGAGAAACAUUAGAAAUUGUAGCGCUAAAACGAGUUCGAUUAGACGAAGAUGACGAAGGUGUUCCUUCCAGUGCGUUGCGGGAAAUAUGCUUACUAAAGGAACUUAAACAUAAAAACAUAGUUCGCUUAUAUGACGUUCUACAUAGUGAUAAGAAAUUAACUUUGGUUUUUGAGCAUUGUGAUCAAGAUUUGAAAAAAUAUUUCGAUUCACUGAAUGGAGAAAUAUCUCCUGAAAUUGUCAAAUCAUUCAUGUAUCAGAGAAUCUUCAAAUUGCUUGGCACUCCUACUGAAGAGACCUGGCCUGGCCUGACACAAUUACCUGAUUACAAACCUUUUACAUUGUAUUGUCACAUUGGCAAUUGGAGUCAAGUUGUACCAUUGAAUAUGAAAGGAAGAGAUUUACUUCAGAAACUUCUUGUUUGUCGUCCUACUUUACGAGCAAAUGCUGAACAGGCCAUGGCUCAUCCUUACUUUACAAUGACAGGAGAAGAAUCUCGAAAUGAGAGUGACAUAGAUGAAAACUCAAUAGAUUCCGCGGAAUUGAAAGGAUUUUUAAUGAAAUGGACAAAUUAUAUUCAUGGGUGGCAGUUGCGAUUUAUUGUCCUUAAAGAUUCGACAUUAUCGUACUACAAAUCAGAAGAAGAUUCUGAUUUUGGCUGUCGUGGUGCAAUUUGUUUGGAGAAGGCCACAGUUAAAGAAUCUGACAUUGACGAUUGUCGAUUCGAUAUCUCUGUAAAUAAUUUAGUUUGGUAUCUUCGAGCUGAAAAUCCAGAAGACAAGAAGAAUUGGGUUGAAGUUUUAAAAUCAUUCCACAUCGAGGAUGAGUUGAACCAAUUAAAACGACAUGGUAGUACUGUUUCGAUACAAUCAAAUACAUUAUCGACUACUAGCGGAAGUUCUCUUAAACACAAUAGUCGCAAUAUAAAAGAAAAGCUUGACGAGAUCGACACAUAUCGUAACAUUCUGAAUGAACAAAUAUCAACUCUUCAACGUUACUUCGACUUUUGUUCAAUUAAAGGAAUUAUAAAUGUAGAUACUGAAUGUGGUGGUCCAAAAGCAGUUGAUUUUAAAGGCGAAGCAAUAACAUUCCGUGAAACAACAUCAGUCGUUUUAUCAACACUCAAUAACUGUCUCGAAUUAAUCGUUUCAAAAGAAGAAGAUCUGAACAAGAAACUAGAAAAAGAGUUUGAAAAGCGAAAAAAAUUACAAGAUGAAUUAAAACAAAGUCAGGAUGAACUCUUUAGAUAUAAAAAAGCUUCAACAAUUGGUCCAGACAUGGAAGAAGAAGGUCCACAUUCAACGAUACCUGAAGAUGAAUUUUUUGAUGCUGUCGAAACGGGUCUUGAGAAGAUUGAAGAAGUACGACAGAUAAGAGUGAAAUUAAAGUUGCAAAAACAACAAACGCAAAUUGAAGCUGGCCAUGUCAUUCCAAUUGCUCAUGAAGAUGAUGAUUUUGGAACCGGAAAGCUUGCACAGUAUCAUUCACUAUGGCCAGAAAUAUCAAAAGUUUGUGAUGAACAAUUGCAUCACGCCUUACAAGGAGUUAGCGAUGAUAACUCUGGCUGGCAAUUGUUUGCAGAAGAAGGGGAAAUGAAGAUGUAUCGAAGAGAAGAAGAAAUUGAUGGAAUGGUAAUGGAUCCAUUAAAGUCAUGUCAUGUCAUCAAAGGAUGUACAGCCAGAGAAAUGUGUCAUUAUUUUUUCGAUCCAGCCUAUCGUAACGAUUGGGAGACAACACUUGAAGAUUGUCAUAUAUUAGAAGAGAUUUCAAAAGACACACUCGUUUUUCUUCAAACACAUAAAAGAAUAUGGCCAGCAAAUCAACGUGACGCUUUAUUCUGGUCGCAUAUGAGAUCGAUUCAAGAAGGAAUUGAGCCAGAUGCACACGAUGCAUGGAUUGUUUGUAAUCACUCAACUGAUAGUCCUUUUUAUCCGCCUGCUAAUCAAGGAAAAUGUAUAAGAAUCUUCUUGACUGUGAUUCUGCUUUGCCAAACAUUUGUACGGCCCCUGAAAAGUGGUGAACAAAUGACACGCGACGAUCUCACAUGCAAAAUCGCAUAUUGUUCCUCCGUUAACCCUGGAGGCUGGGUUAAGCCCACAAUUUUACGUGCUGUUUAUAAAAAAGAAUAUCCAAAGUUUCUUAAAAGGUUCACCAACUAUGUUCUCGAAACUGUAAAGAAUAAGCCAAUAAUGUUUUAAUUUUUUUCCUUUCUGUUUUUCUCUUUCACAACAUAAAAUAUAUUUACAAAUUGCAUUGAUAAAAAAAUACAGAAACAAAAAGACGCAUAAAUGAGAAUAUUUAAAGAAGAAAAAUAAACAAAUCUUAUAUUUUGUACAUCAA
Molecule: messenger RNA, 3138 nt
Organism: Clunio marinus
Lineage: Eukaryota; Metazoa; Arthropoda; Insecta; Diptera; Chironomidae
Source: the annotation of a GenBank genome assembly